Molecule: messenger RNA, 779 nt
Organism: Trifolium pratense (red clover)
Lineage: Eukaryota; Viridiplantae; Streptophyta; Magnoliopsida; Fabales; Fabaceae
Product: thiosulfate sulfurtransferase 18-like
Exons: 5
Coding region: 199-654 (151 amino acids)
Molecular function (GO): catalytic activity
Source: RefSeq, a predicted model, not a curated record
UAAAUCAUAAUACCAUUUAUUUUGUUGUGGUAUUUAUUUUCUAAGCUUAAUCCACGCAACAUAUACAGACCCUAGAUUUGAAACCAAACCAACAAGCUACUUUACAUAUAAUUAAACAAAUAGCAUGCAUUCGAUUGAACUUGAAAGCUUUAACCAAAACCAUAUUUCCAUUUAGGCUUAGCUAUAGCUUAUACCAUAAUGGCUGUUUGGGCGAACAUGUUACCUCAUUGUAUGGCAUUUUUUCUUCUUUUACUUUUCUUCUUCAUGUGUAGAUCAGGAGCAAAGGUUGUCACAAUUGAUGUGCGAGCAGCCAAGAAUCUCAUCCAAACCAAUCACAUUUAUCUUGAUGUUAGGACGGUGGAAGAAUUUGCGAAAGGGCAUGUAGAUGCAGCUAAGAUCAUUAAUAUUCCAUACAUGAUGGAUACACCCAAGGGCAGGGUGAAGAAUCCAGAUUUUCUAAAGGAGGUUUCAUCUAUUUGCAAUAAAGAAGAUCAGCUUGUUGUGGGUUGCCAAAGUGGGGUUAGAUCUUUGUAUGCAACUUCUGAUCUUCUAUCUGAUGGUUUUAAGAAUGUGAAGGACAUGGGAGGAGGUUAUGUGGACUGGGUUAGAAACAAGUUUCCAAUUAAUACUUCAGUGGCCAAAGAAGAACUAUAAUAUGUUCUUAUUGAUAUGAUAAUCCAUCUGUUAUUUCUAAAAAAUUUCAUCAUUGAGAUUGAGAUACCACAUUGUAAUUAUGUAACACCUUUUAAGAGAAUAACUUGGGGAAGUCUUUGUUUUUA